This is a messenger RNA of Sardina pilchardus (European sardine), 1547 nucleotides long. It is a transcript of the gene prozb, whose product is annotated as protein Z, vitamin K-dependent plasma glycoprotein b. Gene Ontology annotation, biological process: proteolysis. Gene Ontology annotation, cellular component: extracellular region. Gene Ontology annotation, molecular function: serine-type endopeptidase activity; calcium ion binding. The record is from RefSeq and is a predicted model, not a curated record. The coding region runs from base 656 to 1504 and encodes 282 amino acids. NCBI's taxonomy places the organism in Eukaryota, Metazoa, Chordata, Actinopteri, Clupeiformes, Clupeidae. The transcript is spliced from 7 exons.
CCCUCAAAACAAACUGGUCUUUAAGAUAAUGAUAUACUGUACUCCCUCAAAACAAACUGGUCUUCCAUUUAAGAUCGUUUUAGUCAGGGUGAGAUAAGCCGAUGCACCAGAAGCUGAAUGUCACAUAACAGUCUUUACCAAUCUGUUCCAUAACUGUGGAGGGCGCUGUGAAAUAAAUUAGUCUAUACAAUACAUUAGAGAAUAUCAUUAGAGGAAUAAAACAUCAAUCAUUCAGCAACUCAGCAAGAACAUUUGGAGUUAACCAUGCAGCGCAUAUAGUGCUUUUCUUAUGUACUGUAGGCUAAUGUUGACAGAUUAAAGUUCAGAGCAGAGAAAAGAGUCAAAACAAAUAUGUAUAUGUUUGAUAAAUCAUUACUCUCAAGCAUUUUAUCAUAACAGGUUCAGGCAUCUAGUUAAUCUCUCUUUCACAUUUGUUUUUAACAUUAGUGAUUAGUCAUCAUUUGAUACCAGAGCAUUUAACCGUAAUGAGAAGGGGCUAGAAACAAAUAUUUUAAGACAAUAUGACUCAUAGGGAUCCGCUCACGUAAAGAUUGACAGACUGUUUUACUAGGGGUGGGGGAGCACAGUGAAGAGAGAGAGACUAGCGAGGGGAUCGCAGAAAAUCAGAGUCUCCCGGAAAUAUCUAGUGUGGCUGAUGAAAAGAGUCUCCCGGAUAUAUCUAGUGUGGCUGAUGAAAAGAGUGUGUUGUGCCAUCAUGGGAUCGCCAAGAUGGAAUUUCUUGUUCUGCUGCUUCUUGUUGGGCAACUUGCAACCAACAAGCGCCAACAAGCCGGUGUUCCAGACGCAGCUUCAAGCAGCCAUCUUUUUACGUUCAAGGCGGGCAAACUCAAUGAUUCUUGAGGAGAUACUCCAGGGGAAUCUAGAGAGAGAGUGCUUUGAGGAGACUUGCUCCAGAGAAGAAGCCAGGGAGUACUUUGAGAAUGAUGCGCAAACGGAAGCCUUCUGGAAUCAACACGUUGAUGGGAAUCAGUGCGAGCCCAACCCUUGUCAGAAUGGAGGAACCUGCACAGACCGCAUAGGGGGCUACAACUGCACCUGCAGUGAGAUGUAUGUGGGCCACAGCUGUGAGAGGGACAUCUCCCAGUGUCCGCUGGACGGCCCAUACGCCUGUGAGCACUUCUGCCAUGUCAACCGCGGCCACGGCUCCUACAGCUGCCACUGCGCUCAAGGUUACACACUACACCCAGACGGGAGGAGCUGCUCGCCGCACGUGAAACAUCCCUGUGGUAAAGUCUCCCUUUUGACAAGCACAGCAGUGCAGAGUGACAAUGAGAUCUGUCCCCAGGGUUACUGCCCGUGGCAGGUCACUCUGGUGGACAGGAGUGGGGAGCCUGUGUGUGGAGGUGUGAUUCUGGGCCCACGUCAAGUGCUGACCACAGCAACCUGCAUGAGUUCAAACACAGACAUAACACACAUUCAUAUUGGUGAGACACCUUUCCUACUCAGUCUCAAGGUACAAGUAGUUACAGAGAUUAACUGUUAGAUUUGAACAUGACCAAUAUACCAUUUUACACAUUCUACAGGUA